This is a messenger RNA of Morus notabilis, 3074 nucleotides long. Its product is annotated as protein ACTIVITY OF BC1 COMPLEX KINASE 8, chloroplastic. The record is from RefSeq and is a predicted model, not a curated record. The transcript has 21 exons. Lineage: Eukaryota; Viridiplantae; Streptophyta; Magnoliopsida; Rosales; Moraceae. The coding region runs from base 133 to 2433 and encodes 766 amino acids. Gene Ontology annotation, biological process: regulation of response to reactive oxygen species.
UCUCGAACUCCAUAUUCAAACUCUCUCUCUCUCUCUCUCUCUUCUUUCUCUCUCUACGUUUCUCUCUGUGUGCCAUGCUAUGAAAUCUAGGUUCAAGCUUUGACUUUGUUGUGGAGUUUCUUGUUGUCGUUAAUGGCUUCUUCUAUAGCUAUACCGGAGCUCAAUUUUCUCUUCCCACAAUCGACGCCGAGGCGCUGUUUUUCUCUCUCUAGGAAUUCUAGGUCCCGGCUCACGCUAUAUAGGAAUCACGGCGGCGAUUUUCGUCUGAGGUCGGGGAUCAGAGCGGCUAAGGAAGACGGCGGCGUGGUGGUCGAGGAGAGAGAGAAGAGGUUGAUCGAGAGUGGUAAUGGAGCUGCGACUGCGAGCACCAGUGGUAACGGUUACGCUCUUGACGGUUCGGUGGAGGGGCACUCCAAUGGCGGCGUGAGUGUGGUAGAGACUGGGAACGGGGCGAGCAACGGAAGCUUGGCGAAGUACGUGAACGGAAAUGGCGUGGCGGCGGCGGAGGCGGAAGUGGUGGCGGAGGUGCGAGAUGUGGAGGUGAAGGAGGAAGGCAGGAAGAAGAGGAUUGAGGAAAUUGGGAAGGAAGACGCGUGGUUUAAGCAAAGUGGAUCACAAAAUGUCGAGGUUUCUGUUGCGCCUGGUGGCCGUUGGAGUAGAUUUAAAACUUACUCAACAAUCCAGAGGACCUUGGAAAUAUGGGGAUUUGUUUUAACAUUUAUCUUUAAGGCUUGGUUGAACAAUCGAAAAUUCACUUAUCGAGGGGGAAUGACAGAGAAGAAGAAAGUCUUAAGGCGAAAGGCUCUUGCCAAGUGGCUUAAGGAAAGUAUUUUAAGAUUAGGUCCGACAUUCAUCAAAAUUGGGCAGCAGUUCUCCACAAGGGUGGACAUUCUUGCACAAGAAUAUGUUGAUCAGUUGUCUGAACUUCAGGAUCAAGUUCCUCCUUUCCCAUCUGAGACGGCUGUUUCUAUUAUUGAAGAAGAGCUAGGAGCUCCUGUGAAUGAAAUUUUUGAUAAAUUUUACUAUGAACCAAUAGCUGCUGCUAGUCUUGGUCAGGUCCACCGCGCUAGACUGAAGGGAGAGGAAGUUGUUGUUAAAGUACAAAGGCCUGGUCUUAAGGGUCUUUUUGAUAUAGAUCUAAAAAAUCUGAGGGUAAUUGCAGAAUACCUCCAAAAGAUUGAUCCAAAAUCAGAUGGUGCAAAGAGGGAUUGGGUUGCUAUAUAUGAUGAGUGUGCCUCGGUUUUGUACCAGGAGAUUGAUUACAACAAGGAAGCUGCCAAUGCAGAACUAUUUGCAAGCAACUUCAAGAAUAUGGAUUAUGUAAAAGUCCCAGAAAUAUUGUGGGAGUACACCACACCACAGGUUCUGACAAUGGAGUAUGUCCCAGGGAUAAAAAUAAAUAAGAUCCAAGCUUUAGAUCAGUUGGGUGUUGAUCGGAAAAGGUUGGGUCGAUAUGCUGUUGAAUCUUACUUGGAACAAAUCCUAUCUCACGGUUUUUUCCAUGCUGACCCUCAUCCUGGGAAUAUUGCUGUUGAUGAUGUCAAUGGUGGAAGGUUGAUCUUUUAUGAUUUUGGGAUGAUGGGAAGUAUCAGUCCAAACAUCAGAGAAGGUUUGUUGGAAGUAUUCUAUGGAGUUUAUGAGAAGGAUCCAGAUAAGGUCCUCCAGGCAAUGAUACAAAUGGGCGUUCUUGUGCCAACUGGAGAUAUGACAGCUGUCAGACGAACAGCACUAUUCUUCCUUAAUAGUUUUGAAGAGCGUCUUGCUGCACAGAGAGAAGAGCGGGAAAUGGCAACAACUGAACUUGGAUUUAAAAGGCCAUUGACUAAGGAGGAAAAGACAAUGAAGAAAAAAGAACGUUUAGCUGCAAUUGGGGAAGAUUUAUUAGCAAUUGCAGCAGAUCAGCCCUUCCGAUUUCCUGCUACUUUCACGUUCGUUGUCCGAGCAUUUUCAGUAUUGGAUGGCAUUGGGAAGGGUCUUGAUCCUAGAUUUGAUAUUACUGAGAUUGCCAAACCCUAUGCACUGGAAUUGCUAAAGUUUCGGGAAGCUGGAAUCGAAGUUAUAUUAAAGGACGUAAGGAAAAGAUGGGAUAGGCAGUCUCAAGCAUUUUACAACUUAUUUAGACAGGCGGAUAGAGUUGCAAAGCUGGCUGAAAUUAUCCAAAGACUGGAGCAAGGUGAUCUCAAGCUUAGAGUUCGGGCACUGGAAUCUGAGAGGGCAUUUCAGCGUGUCGCAACUGUUCAGAAGACCAUUGGGAAUGCAGUGGCUGCUGGAAGCCUAGUAAACCUCGCAACAAUUUUGUAUAUCAAUUCCAUACGAGUCCCUGCCAUUGGCGCUUAUACCAUUUGCGCAUUUUUUGGUUUUCAAGUUCUCAUCGGCCUUAUAAAGGUUAAGAAGUUGGAUGAGCGGGAAAGAUUAAUAACAGGAACUGCGUAAUUGUCAAUUGGGACCAUCUCAGAUUACAAGUGGAUAUUCAGCUUGCAAUGACAAGUUAACCACUUAACUAUCCAAAUAAAGUGAGACACUGAAAACACUCUUGUCACGGUUCCUUAUUUAUAAAUUAUGCUCCAGAACUUGCACCUCGCCAGUUUGCAAUGAAGAUGUCCGACACUGAAGCACCUGGCAGUUCUUCCAAAACUCGCACUUUUGAAACUUUUAGGUGUAAAUUUCACCUUGCCACUAGGUAUAGUUUAGGCGUCAUCCCAUAACAUUUUGUUGUAGCUCCCCAAUAAAUGUCUGUUUCUUCAAUAUGCACCUCAUUAGCAGGCUGAUUAAUGUCGCGUUUGGCAGCUUGUAGUUUGUGGGCAUUGCUGUAGAGCUAUUUUUGUAACUAUUCUCUAGCUGUGGGACUGCGUCAUGUGGCCUUUCCCAUCAUAAUUUAGAACGGUGGGGUCUUCUCUAUAAUAUUCUUUUUUUUUUUUGUGGAAAAGGAUUUAGUAAUAUUCUCGUGUAUCGCUGUAACAUAUAUAGAGUUUUGAAUUUCGAUAAAACAAUGCUGGUGAAUAAUACCAUCUAAGCCAAGUUUGAUACUGAAACAUUUCAUUGCUUCCUUCAAAGUCACCUUCAAACUUUGUCUU